AGUUGUUAAUGCUCUAAAGAAGAAGCCUCAAGCCUGGCUCGAUUUCAUGAUGAAGUUUGAAUUGGGAUUGGAGAAGCCGGAUCCAAGGAGAGCUCUGCAUAGUGGACUAACCAUCGCAAUUGCUUACAUCUUGGGGGGAUUGGUGCCUCUCUUUCCUUACAUGUUCAUACCAGGAGCUUCAGAUGCUGUGUUAGCUUCAGUUGUCCUAACUUUACUGGCACUGCUGAUUUUUGGUUAUGCCAAAGUUUACUUCACCGGAAAUAAACCCCAAAUGACUGCCCUCCAAACUACCCUCAUUGGGGCCAUAGCUUCUGCAGCGGCUUUCGGCAUGGCCAAGGUUGUUCAUCCAUAAAACCAUCCAU
Molecule: messenger RNA, 362 nt
Organism: Mangifera indica (mango)
Lineage: Eukaryota; Viridiplantae; Streptophyta; Magnoliopsida; Sapindales; Anacardiaceae
Product: vacuolar iron transporter 1-like
Exons: 2
Coding region: 47-352 (101 amino acids)
Biological process (GO): intracellular manganese ion homeostasis
Cellular component (GO): vacuolar membrane
Molecular function (GO): iron ion transmembrane transporter activity; manganese ion transmembrane transporter activity
Source: RefSeq, a predicted model, not a curated record